This is a messenger RNA of Episyrphus balteatus (marmalade hoverfly), 1710 nucleotides long. It is a transcript of the gene MRG15, whose product is annotated as nuA4 complex subunit EAF3 homolog. Gene Ontology annotation, cellular component: nucleus; NuA4 histone acetyltransferase complex. Lineage: Eukaryota; Metazoa; Arthropoda; Insecta; Diptera; Syrphidae. Gene Ontology annotation, biological process: regulation of DNA-templated transcription; chromatin organization. The record is from RefSeq and is a predicted model, not a curated record. The transcript has 4 exons. The coding region runs from base 169 to 1335 and encodes 388 amino acids.
AGAGAUGGCUAUAUAAACACACUCUUUUCACUCCAGCGCCAAAUUAUUUUUGUCACAGAAUUUUCAUAAGAAAAAAUUUUCUUUUACGAAGAGGUUUAUCAUCGAGUUUUCUUUAUUUUAUUUAUAUCGAUACAAAACAAAAUAUUUGAUAAAAAACUUGCAAGUGACAUGACACCGAAAUUAAAAUUUUCUGAAGGCGAAAAAGUAUUGUGUUUUCAUGGGCCACUCAUCUAUGAAGCGAAGGCUCUUAAGAGCACAAUUACAAAAGAUAAACAAGUGAAAUAUUACAUUCACUAUGCCGGGUGGAAUAAAAAUUGGGACGAAUGGGUACCCGAGAAUAGAGUUCUUAAAUAUAAUGAAGCUAAUGUACAGAGGCAAAAGGAGGUAUCCAAACAACAUUCUUCGUCGGCAGGAAGAAACAAGAAAGCAACACCAAAGGGAAAAAAGAGUGACAACGGUGCAGUAGUAAGCAGCAGUUCCGGUGCAUGUACACCAAAAGAUGGAAGCGAAUCCAGAGCUUCAACACCAUCCAAAGAAGUAAGCACUCCACUAGCAGCCCCAUCUACAUCUAGUCGCGGUCGUUCAAAACCAGUAGCCGCAGCUGCUGCAACAAGCACCACUCCAAAUACACCUACCCCCGGACCUACAGCUACUGUCAGCAGCAAUGCAACAACACCACUGACCACGGGAACAAAUAACACUCCUGCUACACAAAUUCCAAUUGUGUCCUCCGGAACAGAUUUUGAUUCAAACAAAAAAAAGCGUUUACGAAUCGAUAUGUCUAUUGAAAGUGAAGAGCAAUUUCUUUCGAAAGUAGAAGUUAAAAUCAAAAUUCCAGAUGAACUCAAACCAUGUUUAGUCGAUGAUUGGGACGCAGUAACGCGCCAACACAAAUUACUUGACAUACCAGCAAAAAUCUCAGUACAAGAUAUCAUAGACUCAUAUAUUGCAUUCAAAAAGGCAUCAAAGUCAUCAAAUCCCUCGAAAGAAGUAGCUGUAAAUGACGUCGCCAACGGCCUAGUUGAGUAUUUCAACGUUAUGCUUGGAUCUCAGUUGCUUUACAAGUUCGAAAGACCCCAAUAUGCCGAAAUACUUAGGCAGCAUGUGGAUGUCCCAAUGUCAAAAUUAUAUGGAGCAUUUCAUCUCUUACGAUUGUUCGUGAAACUGGGAUCCAUGUUGGCCUUCACGACAUUAGACGAGAAGUCUCUGCAAAUGUUACUGGUCCAUUUAAAUGAUUUUCUUAAAUUCUUGGUGAGAAACAGUGGACAAUAUUUCAGCAUGUCAAAUUUUAUCAAUGUCAGUCCCGAAUACCAUAGGAACACACAAUUUGUUUAGUAUUGACAUAGAAUGUGGGUGGGGCAGCAUUGUAAAGAAUUUGAAUUCGAAAGGAAAAGCAAUUUAAAGUAGGUAGCGAGUGAGGCAUUCAAACUUGCGAAAAAAUAUAUAGAUAUCAUACAAGCUGUCUAUCAAGCCUUGAUAAACAUGCCUUAUUUGAUUUUCUGUUAUACGUAUACCUUAACUUUAUUUCUUUUUUGCAUAUUGUUAUGCCUCGCUUUUGUUCUUGUUUGUUUCUUUUUUUUAUUUCUCAAAGAAAAUCAUUUUAUGAACGUCUUGUAUGCUUUUUGUGUUAUAAGUUUUCCUUUUAAUUUUAAGAAUUAGAUUAACAACAAUCAAACAAAUAUAUAACUAAUAAUAAUAAAUAAUUAUUAU